AUUCAAUCAAAACAAAGUAAAAGUUCAUGUUAGUUAUAUUUGCGCAAUAAACCAUUAAUAAAGCUGAUAAUAAUGGUUAAAUUUUCACUAGAAGACAGCGACCCUUAUUACUUAACGUUAUCGGAACAUCCAAAAAGAUUUGACGCUGAUAGUCCUGUUACGAACGUAUUUUUCGACGAUACCAAUGGACAAGUAUUUACGGUCCGAUCCGGUGGAGUUACUGGGGUCACCGUCAAUAGCAUGGACGAAACAAAAUGCACUUCGUUUCGCAUGGAGGAUAAAGGCCCAAUUAUUUCGAUAAAAUUAUCAUUGGACCAAAAAGUAUUAGCAAUACAACGUAAUAAUGAAGGUCAGAGUGCGACUGUGGAGUUUGUAAACUUUAAAGAUUUAAGUCCGACAAAUGUGGAAUACUCACAUACAUGCAAGUGGAAAAAUUCUAAAAUAUUAGGAUUUGUUUGGCCUAAAGCAAAUGAAAUUGCAUUUAUAACUGACCAUGGCAUAGAGCUAUUACAAGUUCUGCCUGAAAAGAAACAACUUAAAACACUAAAGAGUGUUUCGUUCAGUGGUGCUUGGUUCUCAUGGUGUGCACGGAGUAAUAUAGUAGUACUGGCGGGCAACAAUGGAGCUUUGCUGCAACCCUUUUACUUCAACAACUCUACCAUCAUCAAGUUACAGAAGUUGGAAUUGGAGACAUCGCGGCCGGUGGUGGAGCGUGACGUGUGCAUGGUACUGGUGGCUGAUGUGACAUGGUGUGCUAUCUUCCGGCACGCACUCACAACAAUCGCAGCGCCCGGGCCAACCGAGAUAUGGCUAAUGCCAUUGUCAGGUUCAGGUGUGAAUUACACGCACAUACUGAAGACUGGACUCAUGGGGAGAUUUGCCCUCAGUGUGGUGGAUGACCUGGUUGCUGUUCAUCAUCAGUCAAGUCAAACAUCCCAAUUGUUUGACAUAAUGGAGGAGUGCAAGGUGGAGAACAACACAGUGGUACACCUGCCGCUGGUGCCCGCACACUCCAUUAGGCCAGCCGUGGUGGAUGAACAGCCCUGUCCUAUGUACUCGGGCAACUGGGUGAUGUUCCAGCCAGACUAUGUGAUAGACGCACGCCGCGGUUGUCUGUGGCGUCUGCGUCUUACACCUGCGGCACUCGUCCACAAUAUCGAGAAGGAUGACAUAGGUAAGAUAGUGUCAUGCCUGCUGCGGCGACGUGGCGGUGCUGACGUGGUGCAUCACUUGCUGGCUCAGCUCGUCGCCAGUGCGCAGCUCUACCUGCUACAACUUACACACGCUUUUGAUCAAAUUAACUCUGUGUACAGACAGUGGGCGGAGGCGGAGCUGGCGCGCAGCACUGCGGGGGGCGGUGUGGGGGGUGUGCGCGCGUGGGGGGGAGCUGCGCUUGCACAACACGAGGUGUGCGCGCGAGUGCUGCAACCGCACGCAGACAAUCCCUACAUUGUGCAGGUGCUGACGUCGUACGUGGCGUCUUUGUGUCGACACGGACUGUCUGUGUCUGCGGGCACGUGCUCGCUGUGUGUGCGCGCGCUCGCGUGCGGCGGGGGAGGGGGAGGGGGAGGGGGGCGGCUGCGGGCGCUGCUGCGACGAGGUGCGCUGAGUGACUCCCGGCCACUGGCAUGCCAGCUGCUGUCACUGGCGCGGCUGCACCCCGCCGCCACGCAGCUGGCGCUCGACAUGAUGUACCGUCUGCGAGCUAAGGAGGAGAUAGUGGAAGUCCUGCUGAGUUGCGAGGAGCCGGUGAGCGCGGUGGGCGCAGCUCGCCAGCUGGACCCCGCCGGCUGGCUGGGCCUAGCGCCGCGCAAGUUGCUGGCCGCCGCCCACGCCCACGCCGUCCAGCGCGCCCAGCCCCACGCCUUCGUCGCCGUCUACCACGCCCUGCAGGCGCGCAACGACAAGCUCAGGGGCUCACCGCACUUCCUCAAAGGUGAGCAGUGUGAGAGUUACGUAGAAUACUAUGAGAAGGUGACAGCGGAGAGAUGAAUCCUGCAGACAGGAUAACCGACUCUGUGAUCCCACAGUAUUGCCAGACAGAACAGACGCUAGCUGUUGUUUU
Papilio machaon (common yellow swallowtail) is the source of this 2065-nucleotide messenger RNA. RefSeq names its product regulator of MON1-CCZ1 complex (gene Bulli). Lineage: Eukaryota; Metazoa; Arthropoda; Insecta; Lepidoptera; Papilionidae. The record is from RefSeq and is a predicted model, not a curated record. Gene Ontology annotation, cellular component: lysosomal membrane; Mon1-Ccz1 complex; late endosome membrane. Bases 73 to 1992 code for a protein of 639 amino acids. The transcript is spliced from 12 exons. Gene Ontology annotation, biological process: regulation of autophagy.